AUGUAUCUUUCGUCCUUUCUUUUGCUUGGUGGCAUGCUUGCACCCCUCGCCAUCGCAACCACCACGGCGACCACAACCACCUCUGCUCUCCCUACCGCCCUGCCUUCUCUCGUCUCCCAGAUCCCUUCAUGCGCCGUGCCAUGCUGGAACAAGGUCAAGACAGAGAUCGGCUGCGAUGCUGGCAACUUUGGCUGCUUGUGCGAGUUUGACGGCGAGUUGGUUGUCAAAAUGGGCAUUUGCACUCGCCUUAGUGACUGCAAAGACAAGGAAACCAGCGAUGCGGUCGGAAUUGUUGGUUCGGUUUGUGAUGCAUACAAGCAGUCGUCUGGAGAUGCUGUUUCUUCUGCCUCGAGCAUUAUCACGGCGGCUAUAGGCAAGGCCACUGCCACAGCUUCGUCCCAGCCUACCUCAACCAACUUCGCCAACCCUAUGGGUCACAGCAUCGAAGCGGUUCUAGUUACCGCAGCGGCCGCCGUCCUUUUGUGA
Messenger RNA from Colletotrichum destructivum, 486 nucleotides. Its product is annotated as Putative extracellular membrane protein, CFEM. The transcript has 2 exons. Bases 1 to 486 code for a protein of 161 amino acids. The record is from RefSeq and is a predicted model, not a curated record. Lineage: Eukaryota; Fungi; Ascomycota; Sordariomycetes; Glomerellales; Glomerellaceae.